Molecule: messenger RNA, 3584 nt
Organism: Sebastes umbrosus (honeycomb rockfish)
Lineage: Eukaryota; Metazoa; Chordata; Actinopteri; Perciformes; Sebastidae
Gene: msantd2
Product: myb/SANT-like DNA-binding domain-containing protein 2
Exons: 4
Coding region: 59-1747 (562 amino acids)
Source: RefSeq, a predicted model, not a curated record
GACGUGGUCCUCCCCACCCCCCCCCCCCCCCCUCCCCUCCCUUAGCAACAGAGCCAACAUGGCUGCGUCCAGCACCGCGGAGCAUCCUCCAGAGAUCUCCACUCCGUUAAAGAUCCCCAAGACCGAGGUCCCCUCUCCAGAGUCCGAGGACCUGAGCGACAGCAACCAGUACCAGUCCAACCCGUCCACACCGAACCGCUUCUCUCCUCUGAACGUGGUCUCUGGACCGGGCUGUGGACCGGGACCGGGCCGGCCGGUGGCCUCGUCCUCCUCCAGCAGCUUCACAGCCUGCCGGGGGAUGUCCUGGACUCCGUCCGAGACCAACGCGCUGAUCGCGGUGUGGGGCAACGAGCGGCUGACGGAGGCGCGGAUGCAGCAGCUGGAGGUGGCCGGGACCGUGUUCUCCGGGAAGGCCCCGGGACCAGCCAUGUACGAGCGGGUCUCCAGAGCUCUGUCCGAGCUGGGCUACGAGAGGACACCGUCUCAGUGCAGGGAGAGGAUGAAGACGCUGCGGCGCUGCUACAGCCGCGUGAAGGAGCAUGGCAUCGGCAAACGGAAGAGCAGCUACACUAUAGAGCAGCUGGAGAAGGUGUUCGGUCAGGGAGGCUGGGACUCCCAGAGCUGUGCCCCGGUGCUGAUCAACAGCAGCGGGUUGUAUCAGGAGAUGGAGUCUGAUGGCAGCACCCUGGAAGACUUCUCCCAGGAGGACUGGUGCAACCAGGUGCUGGACUCGGCCUUCCAGGAGGGAGACAUGGAGACCGAAGAAAUCCUGGUGCCUAAAAACAGAGCUCUGCAGAUCCAGAUCGAGCUGUCAGAACAAGCCCAAAAAAGGGACAUGAUGCAGACUGUGAUGCGUAUUCUGGAGUCGGUGCAGCUGAAAUGGGAGCACUUCCAGACGUGGACUGAGUUCUCACGGCUGCACCUCUCCAACAAACUGGCCAUCUUUGGCGUGGGCUACAACACGCGCUGGCGCGAGGACGUGCGUUACCACUACGCUGAAAUCAGCUCGCAGGUGCCGCUGGGCAAGAGACUCCGCGAGUACUUCAACCCGGAGAAGCCGGAAGGCCGCGUCAUCAUGACCAAAGUUCAGAAGAUGAACUGGAAGAAUGUCUACUACAAGUUCCUGGACAUUACCAUCAGCGAGGCGCGCUGCCUGGAGCUGCACAUGGAGGUGGAGUGGAUCCCCGUGUCCCAGUCCAGGGCAGCAGGCUGCAGCAGAGGAACAUCCCACUACCUCCUUCCUGGAGACAUCCCCAAAGCAUACGGACUCUACGCUAUUGGCUACGAGGCGGUGUCAUCCAUGUACGACAUCGCUCACACCUUUCCCCAGGGUGACGGUGAAGACCAUAGCUUACCUCAGUGCGAGUCAGAGAACGGGGCACACAGUUCAGCUGACGGAGACGGUGCAGAGACAUGUUACAGGACCGGGGCUAAAGUCACUUACUGCUACCUCGGCAUAGCGGAGGAGAGGACCAUACAGCAGAGUCUCUUCCAGCACUUCCAGGGCUCCGGCAAACACUACGUCCACGGCGAACACUCCGCCGUGACGCGUUUCCUGCAGGAGAACUGCCGCGGUGCCGUCACGCAUAUGAACGGUGAUGGAGGUGAAGACUCGUCUCAACGUUUUGCCAUUUACAUCAAAUUCAUCGAGGUGGAGCUGGACUUCCUCUCAGCAGGCUCCCUGCUGGAGUGCCUCGAAACUGCUGUCGGUUGUUCGUUGAAAUACAACAACAAAGAAACGUCGUAACUACACUCAGUGUUUCACAAUAAAGAUAUCAUUAUUAACAAGUGUUACAGCCAGCAAGGCAACAAGGAAGGUGACCAAUUCUGUGUUCUAAAGCAUGGACGUGUGAGAGUCUGGCAUAUUUUUGCAGCCUUUUCAGCUCUGUUGAAGAGAUUUUUCAUUACACCCGUAUUAAGUCUGAAAAGAAUGAUGAUGCACAAUAUGGCAGAUGUAUUGUGCAGAGAUAUGGGAACAGUAGAUGUAGGUGUUACAGAGCUGCAACAUCCAAGAAGUAUGUACUUAUUAUUUACGGCUAAUGUGCACUAUGAAGGUUUCUGCUGCUUGUUUGGUGUAGAUAAACAUUGCCUCGUCAGGGAGCGUGGGGUUGGCAAGGUGACUACUGCAGUACGCAUCUGUCUACCUCAGUAGGAUGUAGCAAACAAGGCAGCAAGGGGACCACAGUGUGUAUUUAUUCUAAAAAUGCCUUUACUUUGACUGUUGAGGUCUGGACCUGAAUGCUCAAAGCAUCGAAGAGUAACGGCUGGUUUCUGCCUUAUGUUUUGCACGUGUAAAUGGGCUGCAGCUAGGGAUGCUUCCAUGCUAAUUAGGGAGAAAAGAAGAAUUGGGUUCCUGUUUAUCCAACAGUGUGAACACCAGGUGCACAAACCCGACCGGCCGGUUGGGGCGUGGUGGCCAUUCGGCACGCUAAACGACUCAUGCAGCUUUAUACCGUCCCGUAUCAACGGCCGCUUUGUGCAGCAAGUAUACGAAAUACCACAUGUGUCAAGAGCGUUGUAAAUAAUGCAGACUAAUGAAAACAGUUGCCACACUGCUUAGCAUGGCUGAAGUGUCUUUGCAAACACUUACAAGCUGUAAAAAUGAUGAAAGUUCAUCACAGCAUCUCGACUGUACCACCUGCUGCUGUUUGGUUUUCAGCUGAGAGAGAUUCAGUGUCAUACCUGCUGCUUCAUGUGCUGCCUGCUACUCCAUUUCACCGGGAUGGAGCGCACUUUUUUUAAGCAGCUGUCUUGUUAUCUGUUCAGCCUUCAUGCUGACUUUGUUGCAUGGUCCUUUGUAGCUCUAAUGCACAUCCAAACGCUCGACUAGGUCGCUGGGAUUCCGAGUUUUGCGCCUGAAAUACUGCCAGAUCAGUACGGACAUUAUUCAUUUACUCUUUGUGUUUUUAUUUUGUGCCAUGGUAUCAGAAAUCACUGAUAUUACACUGGAGUGUAAGUAUCCAGUAGGCCAUCAUGUAUUGGUGGCCAGUACUUUGGAGCAUCUCUAGCUGCUGCUGCUGCUGCUGCUGUGGGGUUUGUGGGUAGAAGCUGUGUUGAUGAGUUACCAGCACCUCCCACACACUGGUAUCCUAAAUGCACCAGUGUUGCAGAUGCCACACAAUCAUGCUUAUGGGUGCACUGUAAGUGACUAGUCAGGUUAAGACACUAAGCUGCAGGGGUUAACUCAUCCUUUGACCAAUAAGUAAACUGAAUUCUUUAUGAACAUGGUUCCUGAGGUUAUGUGCAAUGUGCCAGGGAAAGGACUGGACUGGGUAGAGAAGAAUCAAACGAGGGACGAGUCCAUAUUGAAUCCAUGUAUAUGAAAUCUACCUUAUAUAUAUCUAAUAUAUAUAUAUAUAUAUAUAAAUAUAUAUAUUUAAAAAAUAUCGAUGUUCUUGAGCAUUCCGGCUUUUGCAAACUUGUUCAUUUGUUUGGGUAUACAGUAUAUAAAGAUGAAUAUGAUAUUUUAUAUUUUAUUGGUUGACACCAUGUCUUGUAUGUGAUUGUUUUGAAGUCACCGUCCUGUAUGUUUACAUUUGAAAACCAAUAAAUGGGGCACUCACUGUCAUUUGCCACGCAGUGAA